CUAUAGUACAUUCACACAUAUUCCGGAAGAUUUUGUGUCUAUAGUAAUUUUAAGAUUAUUACGUAAUUCCGGGCGAUCCUACGCCGAAUUUUCAUUACCUAAGCGCAAUACAUAACCGAAAAUGUUGGGGGCAGUAAGUAGGGUUGGAAGCGGCUUCAUAGCCGCAAAAUCUGCAGCUGAAAAGGCACUCACAGAAUGCAGCAAAGUAGCUGCUGUGACUGUCAGCACCAAACGAGAUUAUGCUGCCAAAGCCGCAGGAAAAAGCCAAGGUAAGGUUGUAGCGGUUAUCGGAGCCGUCGUCGACGUCCAAUUCGAAGACAACUUGCCGUCCAUCCUAAAUGCCUUGGAAGUACAGAAUCGCCAGCCCAGGCUGGUUUUGGAGGUAGCGCAGCACUUGGGUGAGAAUACCGUGCGCACCAUUGCUAUGGACGGUACCGAGGGUCUGGUCCGUGGACAGCUAGUACUCGACUCAGGCUCGCCCAUUCGGAUCCCUGUUGGAGUGGAGACCCUUGGCCGCAUCAUGAAUGUCAUCGGCGAGCCCAUCGACGAGCGCGGCCCCAUCCCAACUGACAAGACGGCCGCCAUCCACGCCGAAGCGCCAGAGUUCGUGGACAUGUCUGUCCAGCAAGAGAUCUUGGUCACUGGAAUCAAGGUUGUUGACUUGCUGGCUCCCUACGCCAAGGGAGGUAAGAUUGGGUUGUUCGGCGGUGCUGGAGUCGGCAAGACUGUAUUGAUUAUGGAGCUGAUCAACAAUGUCGCCAAGGCCCAUGGUGGUUACUCAGUGUUUGCAGGAGUAGGAGAGCGCACACGCGAGGGCAAUGACUUGUACCAUGAAAUGAUUGAGUCUGGUGUCAUCUCUCUGAAAGACAAAACCUCAAAGGUAGCUCUUGUGUAUGGUCAGAUGAACGAGCCCCCCGGCGCCCGUGCCCGUGUUGCAUUGACUGGAUUGACCGUUGCUGAAUAUUUCCGUGACCAGGAAGGACAAGAUGUGCUGCUUUUCAUUGACAACAUCUUCCGUUUCACCCAGGCUGGUUCAGAGGUGUCUGCUCUGUUGGGUCGUAUCCCCUCUGCUGUAGGUUACCAACCCACCCUAGCUACUGACAUGGGUACCAUGCAGGAGAGAAUCACCACCACCAAGAAGGGCUCUAUCACCUCCGUGCAGGCUAUCUAUGUGCCAGCUGAUGACUUGACUGACCCUGCUCCUGCCACCACCUUCGCUCACUUGGAUGCCACCACUGUAUUGUCCCGUGCCAUUGCCGAAUUGGGCAUCUACCCCGCAGUGGACCCUCUUGAUUCCACAUCUCGUAUCAUGGACCCCAACAUCAUUGGCGCCGAGCACUACAACAUUGCCCGUGGCGUGCAGAAGAUCCUACAGGACUACAAGUCUCUCCAGGAUAUCAUUGCUAUCCUGGGUAUGGAUGAGUUGUCUGAGGAAGACAAGCUGACUGUAGCUCGUGCCCGCAAGAUCCAGAGGUUCCUGUCCCAGCCUUUCCAGGUGGCUGAGGUGUUCACCGGACAUGCCGGCAAGCUGGUGCCCCUAGACCAGACCAUCAAGGGCUUCUCUCAGAUUUUGGGAGGCGAGUAUGAUCAUCUGCCUGAGGUUGCAUUCUAUAUGGUUGGACCUAUUGAAGAAGUUGUUGCUAAGGCUGAAUCCUUGGCCAAGAGCUCUUCUUAAGUGUGGAUGAGAUGUAAUUGUAUUUCUAAAUAAGAAUAAAAUAUAGUUAUACCAUUAA
Plodia interpunctella (Indianmeal moth) is the source of this 1733-nucleotide messenger RNA. RefSeq names its product ATP synthase subunit beta, mitochondrial (gene Atpsyn-beta). Lineage: Eukaryota; Metazoa; Arthropoda; Insecta; Lepidoptera; Pyralidae. The record is from RefSeq and is a predicted model, not a curated record. Gene Ontology annotation, biological process: proton motive force-driven mitochondrial ATP synthesis; proton transmembrane transport. Gene Ontology annotation, molecular function: ATP binding; proton-transporting ATP synthase activity, rotational mechanism; ATP hydrolysis activity. Bases 122 to 1675 code for a protein of 517 amino acids. The transcript has a single exon.